CGGACACCUCGAACAGUCAACACGUUACGGAUGACAAAACUACAUUAUGGCAAGACUGACAAUAGUAUUGACUACCAUUCUGUUGAUAUUACUAAGCAUUGGGAGCAGGCCAUCAAAUGCAAUAGAGGUGGAUGCAGACUGGGACGAAUCAGCGGCUGACAGGAUCGAUCAUUAUCCAGCAGGACCACUUACGUGGCCUGCACGCUUCGAUAACUCGGCCUUCGUAAAACGCACCGUGCAAAGCAGCGAUACGGGCCACCGCGUCUCGAAUUCUGCUGCUGCCAAUGAUGACGAUGUAAAUCUCGAGCCCUCAAUAAGACGGCAACGACGUGACACCGACAGUAAUGUGGAACAACUUAACGCAGCGAAAAACGUUCGAGAGGCAAGGAUGAGCUCGUCAGAAUCUUGGUCGAAACAACCUUCACCUGUUCAGUUUCGUCAGAGGGAAAGUUUAGAAGAGGCUGCGCGUGAUAACUUCGAUGACAGAAAUGACAGCAGCGAGGUGGCAAAUCUACCACCGCUGAUUAGAGCACAUUACGCACCCAAGACAGAUUUCGUGACAAGUGGCAGGAGUAGAGGUUCGGAAGGACGACAUUUACCGUUUCCUCCUGAAGGUCGUGAAUCGAGGGAGAUGCCUGUAUCUAGAUCUUACGAGGAUUAUGACGUGCCGGUGUUUAGGAAUAUCGUUCGAGAACAUGAUUUCGAUGUUCAACUGCCAAGGAAUUAUUACUACCCAAAUCGUUAUCGAUCUCAGCGGGAUUACUAUCCAUACCGAGGUCAUCCCUACGAUACUUACUACGACCGAUAUCGCGACGAUGAUACUAUCGAUUAUGACAUGUAUCCAAGGUAUCGACCAACACCAAAACCGAAAAGGAUUAUUUACUAUGCAACACUGCCAGAAAUUGUAAGAAAACCAAAUGACGUUAGAAGUUAUCCAACUCCACCCUAUGUUCCACUUGUACGGCCAGAAGCUCAGAUUGAAGCAGAUAGAGUCAGAGUAGGACCAAAUACAAUCGAACCGAGCAGAAGACCGAUACCGUAUCCUUAUGACAAUUAUGACAGUUACGUCAAGAGGUCUAGUUACUAUGAUCGCAGACGGCCGUCAUAUUUCGCAGUUCCAGAUGACCGUUUCAAAGAUCAUGACAGAAAUCGAGCAAACUUCAGAGACAAGAUGCGAAGUGAUGAUAGAAAAAUCGAAAAUCAGAUCGGCCGCUCAGAUGAUCGACGGCCACCGCCCAGAUCACUUCAGAUUGGCGCUGAAUUGAAUGUCAAAGAGAAUGAGAGAAUUCCAGGAAGAAAAAUUUUUGGUCAAGUAGAAGGUUACGAAAGGUUUGAGAGUUCAAGACUCAAGAAGACUUCAGGAAAUGCUGAAGCGAAAGAAGCCAACAAUGAGGCAAAUGAUAAUUAUGAAAAUCUUGGUAGCAACAACGCCAAUAGUAAUUAAGAACAAUGCGGAUUCAAUAUUUCGAGGAUUUUAAAUUAAAAAUAAGUUAUUCAAACAUGUUAUUUAUAAAAAAAUAUGUAUGGCAAUGUACCGUGCUGCAUUGUUCUGCAAUUUGAGUAGUAAUGGUAAAAUUAAUAUUAUAAUACAUAAGUCAAGAUAUAUCUUAGAUAGUUUGAAAGUAUACAUGGUAAAUUUUAAGGAAUGAUCACGCAGUUACUAAUUUUAUUUUGAACUGAGGUUUA
This is a messenger RNA of Phymastichus coffea, 1686 nucleotides long. RefSeq lists its product as uncharacterized. The record is from RefSeq and is a predicted model, not a curated record. Lineage: Eukaryota; Metazoa; Arthropoda; Insecta; Hymenoptera; Eulophidae. The coding region runs from base 47 to 1444 and encodes 465 amino acids. The transcript is spliced from 4 exons.